CACUUUUUCAAAUCUAAAGUUUAUGAGAUUAUAUGGCAAUCAAAUUUCUGGUCACAUUCCUUCUAACAUUUACCAACUCACAGAGCUCAAAGUUCUAUCCAUAUCUCUCAACAACAUAACUGGAGAGAUACCCACAAAUAUUGGUUGUCUAGCCAAGCUCGAGGCAUUCCAUAUUGGAUAUAACAAAAUAAAUGGGAUUGUUCCCCUUUCAUUGGGCAAUAUUUCAACUCUGCAGUAUCUUAGUUGUCCAAACAAUCACAUAGAAGGGCCAAUUCCUCGAGAAUUAGGGAAACUAUCAAACUUGAGGUUGUUAGAUUUUCAAGAAAAUUAUAAUCUUAUCGGUGAAAUUCCAAAGGAUGUUUUCAACAUUUCUUCUAUGGAAGUUAUUUCCUUGAAUUUAAACAACCUCUCUGGUAGAAUUCCAGCCACUACAGGUCUUCAUCUUCCGAACCUUAAGGAGCUUUACUUGGCACACAAUCAGAUCGAGGGGCAAAUUCCACCAUUCAUAACAAAUGCUUCCAAGCUUUCUGAGUUGGUGCUAGCUGCAAACAUUUUCACUGGAAACAUUCCUAAUAAUUUGGGAUCUCUUCGUGAGCUGGAAGGAUUGUUCCUAGUAGAUAAUCAACUCAUCAGUGAACCAAGUAAACAUGAGUUAUUAUUCUUAAAUUCAUUGGUGAACUGCAGGAUGUUGCAAUAUCUAUCGGUGGGUCACAAUCCGUUAAAUGGAAUUUUUUCCAAUUUUGUUGGGAAUCUUUCAUCUACCAUUGAAUACUUUGAAGUAGCAAAUGCAGGAAUCAAUGGCUCCAUACCCAAAGGCAUAGGCAACAUGAGCGGUCUAUUGAUGCUGGACUUUCAGAAAAACAACUUGAUGGGGAGUAUUCCUUCAGAGGUUAGUAAGCUUAAGAAACUCCAAGGGCUAUAUCUGAAUAACAAUAAAUUGCAAGGAAAUAUUCUAGAGGCAGUAUGUCAAUUAUCUAAUUUGGUUCAAUUGACUUUGUAUGCUAAUGAGCUCACUGGCGUGAUCCCAGAAAAUAUAGGAAAUCUAAGCAUGCUACAAAAACUUUGGUUGGGUUCCAAUAAAUUUGAAUCAAAGUUACCUCUGAGUCUUUGGCAAAUGACCGGUCUUCUUCAUCUAAACAUUUCACGGAAUUCUAUACAAGGGGAAGUUCAACAACAUAUCGGAGAACUAAAGGCCAUUGUGGUACUAGAUCUUUCUAGUAACAACUUUUCAGGCAUGAUACCAAGCAGAAUAGGGGACCUCGAAAACAUGCAAUAUCUUUCCCUAUCAAACAACUCCUUUUUGGGUUCAAUUCCAUUAUCUUUUGCAAACUUGAUAAGUGUGGAAUUUAUGGAUCUGUCAUUAAAUUCCAUUUCAGGCACUAUUCCUAAGUCAUUGGAAAAACUUUCACACCUUAAAAGUAUUAAUGUUUCAUUUAAUGAUUUAGAAGGUGAAAUACCCAGUAGUGGUAUGUUUGCGAAUUUCACUUCGCGAUCUUUCAAAGGGAAUAGAGGUCUAUGUGGAAUGCACUUUUUGGCAGUUCCUGCUUGCGCUAUCACCAAUCCUAGACAUCAUGCAAAGUCUAGGCUUAUGCCAAUUGUUACCCUGGUAGUUUCUUCAUCCUUCCUGAUAUUUUUAUUGGUCUCAAUUUGGAUAAUGAAACAACAAAGGAAAGGAAAGUCAAAAGAUGUAGAAAAGGUACCAAGUAUCACGACUUAUCCAUUGAUUUCUUAUCGCGAGAUUCAACGUGCAACAAACAAUUUUGAUGUAUCAAAUUUAAUUGGUGUGGGAGGUUCUAGCUCGGUGUAUAAAGGCACAUUAUCAAAUGGAAUGGUGGUGGCAAUAAAGGUUCUGGACAUGCAAAACGAGGAAGGUGCUAAAAGAUUUGACACUGAAUGUGAAGUGAUGAGAAAUGUUAGACACAAAAAUAUUAUUACAUUAAUUACUACUUGCUCUGGCAAAUACGUAAGAGCCUUUGUCUUGCAAUAUAUGCCCAAUGGGAGUCUUGAGGAUUGGUUGUACAAAGAAGAGUGCCACUUGAAUCUCCAUCAAAGAGUCAUCAUAAUGCUUAAUGUGGCUGUGGCAAUUGAGUAUCUACACCAUGGUUAUGACACUCCAAUAGUUCAUUGCGAUCUAAAGCUAGCCAACGUUCUUCUGAAUGAAGAUAUGGUGGCUCAUGUUGGUGAUUUUGGCAUCUCUAAAAUCUUAGCGGUAAGCAAGGUCAUGACACAUACAGAGACAUUGGGCACUCUUGGUUACAUUGCACCAGAAUAUGGCUCAGAAGGAAGGGUGUCCACUAGUGGUGACGUUUAUAGUUACGGCAUCAUGUUGAUAGAGGUAUUGACAAAAAGAAGACCAACACAUGAAGAGAUAUUCAAUGAAAAUUCCGAUUUGAGGCAGUGGAUAAGACGAGCAUUUCCAAGGACUGUGGCCAAAGUUGUUAAUGCUAAUAUUUUUCAUGAGAAAGAACAUAUGACUUCCCAAUGUGAAACCUGUAUAGACACCAUGAUAGAGUUGGCUUUAGACUGUACAAAGAAAAAGCCAGAAUCGAGGAUAACCAUGAAAGAUGUUGUCAAGAGGCUUACCAAAAUCAAGAACACAUUGGAGACAUAGAAGUUCGAAUCUCUGAAAAUGGUGUUCUUUCGGAACUGCAAGUUAAUAUGUUUUUUUUUUCUUUUUUCGUUUACCUAGUCUUCUUAGUAAAAUCAUCCCUACCUACUUAGAGUACUCCUGUAAUGUGUAAUGUAUGUAUUCAGAGUGUUGCAUUUCCUAAUUUUAUAAUUCCUAUUUGAAUGGUUUUUAUUUUGAUUUGGAGACUUUUCUUUUGCUAGUAAUUAUGGUAUGAAUGCUUGAAUAAAUCACAA
This is a messenger RNA of Lycium ferocissimum, 2862 nucleotides long. RefSeq names its product receptor kinase-like protein Xa21. The record is from RefSeq and is a predicted model, not a curated record. Gene Ontology annotation, biological process: protein phosphorylation. The coding region runs from base 23 to 2611 and encodes 862 amino acids. The transcript is spliced from 2 exons. Gene Ontology annotation, molecular function: ATP binding; receptor serine/threonine kinase binding; protein kinase activity. NCBI's taxonomy places the organism in Eukaryota, Viridiplantae, Streptophyta, Magnoliopsida, Solanales, Solanaceae.